Pyrgilauda ruficollis (rufous-necked snowfinch) is the source of this 1176-nucleotide messenger RNA. RefSeq names its product WD repeat-containing protein 90-like. The annotation marks the transcript as partial. Lineage: Eukaryota; Metazoa; Chordata; Aves; Passeriformes; Passeridae. The transcript is spliced from 2 exons. The record is from RefSeq and is a predicted model, not a curated record.
UCCGGGGCACGGCGGGGACGUGGGGCGUCAGUGGGUCUGGGGGAGCCGAGGCAUCACCGGGAUGGGCGUUCGGGGCCUGGGGUUGCCGGCAGUGUCACCGCGGAUGGGGCGGCUCCGGCGGGGCUCGGAGCACAGCGGUAACGGGGACGUCACCGGAGCGCGGGGUGGGCGCCGGGCAUGGGGAACCUCUGGAGUACCGGGGGUACCGGGGCUGAGGGGCUUGUGGGUCUAGAGCAUGGCGGUAACAGGGAUGUCACUCGGGCUGGGGUUGGUUGGAUUCGGGCUCAGGGUCCUCACCGGCGCUCGGAGCACUGUCACCGGGCACGGGGGUACCGGGGGUGUCACCGGGCACAAGGGCGUCGCUGGAUCUGGGGGGCUGCAUGCACUGAGAUACAACGCCGUCACUGGGCAUGGGGGCUCUGGACAUGGAGUUCACGGGGUGCCACCAGGCAGGAGGAGGCUUGGAGCGCGGAGAUAGUGGGCUGUCACCGCGGGGGGACUCGGAACAUGGGGUUCCAUGAGCAGGUCUGUCACCGUGCUCGGGGCACAGAGACAGCACCGGGGCUGCAGGGUCAGGGGUGUGCAGGUGGUGGGGAUGCCAUUGGGACUGGAGGAGCUCGGGGCUUGGAGGUUCCAGGGGCAUUCCUGGGGCUGGAGGAGGGGAGUAAUGGGGUUCUCAGCAGGGCUCUGGUGCUUGGGGGUGUCACCAGGGCUGGGGGGAAUUGGGCUAAAGAGAUUAUGAGAGUAUCACCAGGCUUGCAUCAUGAGGUUGACCCUGGGGCUGGGGAGACUCAGGACAUGCAGACAGUGGGGUACUAAUGGGGCAGGGGACCUGGGGGCAUACAGGGGGCAAUGGGGGGGUGUCCAGGCUGGGGUUCCAUCCCCCCGAUGAUCCUGGUGCUGGCAGCCUGGCAGCGUCCCUACCUGAACAUCUUCAAGCACUUCCGUGUGGAGGAGUGGAAGCGCUCUGCCAAGGAAGGGGACGUGGCCGCCCUCACGGACACGAGGAUGAAGGGAACAAUCUACCGCAUCCGAGGCUCCAACCCAGCCAGCAGCUACCUGCAGCUGCCACGGACAGGGACACAGUCCCUGGGGCUGACAGGGCGCUACCUCUACCUGCUCUUCAGGCCCCUGCCCCACAAGCACUUCCUCGUGCACCUGGAUGUCACCACCGAG